AUGAGCUCCAGAGGCAAAAGAAUACUAGACAUAGCUUUAAGAGCUAAUGAGAGCCAACGUAAUAUGUACGCAUGUGAAAGCAACGUAUCUGGAACUGAUAGUGAAGGUGAGGUCAACUGCCUGUUCGGUGAUCACUCAAGUGAUGAAUACCAACCUGAUUAUGAAGAUAUGAGCGAUUCUGACCGAGAAUCUGUUACAGAACUUCAACCCAACAAUUUUGUUGUGCGACGCAACGAGGAUGAAAACAUAUGUGAGAAUACAGUAACAACUCAUGCCAACACCUUAAAUUUUAAUCUGUCAUUUGGCUACCCUAAAAGCGACACCUGCAGUAUUUGGGAUGCUGGUGAAUCGAAUGAAGAACAUGUUGAAAAUUAUCAUGAAGCAUAUGAUGCCCUGAAAACUGAUAGAGAGAAAGUCAAAGGUUCAUAUAAUUUGUCUUAUAUGACAAUGGACUUGCAGCAGACCAUACCUCUGCCUCGGCUAAGCACAUCUAAAGCCUUCUAUUUGAGGCAAUUGUGGAUGUGCAAUUUUGGCACCCAUAUUUCAACUAAAGAGGUGGAAAAAGCUGUAUUUUGUUCAUGGACUGAAGAUCAGGCGUCAAGAGGAAGCUCUGAAGUAUUUAGCUGCCUCCUUACAAUUUUAGAGCUAGAGGAUUCUGUAAAAAACAAAGACCAUCUUAUUAUCUGGUCAGACUCAUGUGCAGGACGGAACAAAAACUUUCUAAUAAUCUGUCUAUAUCAGUACUUGAUACACAAAGGUCUAUUCAAAAUAAUAGAUCAUAAAUUCCCUGAAGUAGGACAUACUUAUUUAGAUUCAGAUAGGGAUUUUGGGCGCAUCGAGAAAAACUUGCGCAAACACCAGAAGAGUAUAGAGAGAUCAUUGUUAAAUCCUGUUGAAAAUAUAAAGUCAUAG
Acanthoscelides obtectus is the source of this 912-nucleotide messenger RNA. NCBI's taxonomy places the organism in Eukaryota, Metazoa, Arthropoda, Insecta, Coleoptera, Chrysomelidae. The record is from the annotation of a GenBank genome assembly.